This is a messenger RNA of Penicillium maclennaniae, 711 nucleotides long. RefSeq names its product Zn(II)2Cys6 transcription factor domain-containing protein. Bases 1 to 711 code for a protein of 236 amino acids. Gene Ontology annotation, biological process: regulation of transcription by RNA polymerase II. The transcript is spliced from 3 exons. Gene Ontology annotation, molecular function: zinc ion binding; DNA-binding transcription activator activity, RNA polymerase II-specific. The record is from RefSeq and is a predicted model, not a curated record. Lineage: Eukaryota; Fungi; Ascomycota; Eurotiomycetes; Eurotiales; Aspergillaceae.
AUGGGCCCGCCAUUGCACUGCUUCAUCUUUUUGCACCUCCCCUUGUCAACCAACAAGCUAUCUCAAGAAAUCAUGAGAAUUUCAUCGAAGCGAUCUUCAUCCGAGGGACAUGGAAGACGCCGCCGAGCCCACACCAAGUCACGACGGGGCUGUCGGAACUGCAAGCUCCGCCGCGUCAAAUGUGACGAGGGCAGUCCGGAGUGCCAGAAAUGUCAAGCGUUUGGUGUAAAUUGCGAUUACAGUUCGCCAAAUACAUCAGAUCUGCAACCUACGUGGCAGGCUACACCCAGCCAAUUAAACAUUGAGGACGCCUGUAAUCAGCUUGACUGCAGAGUGAAGCCCGUCCCUAGCAUCAGAAACCCAAUAAUCAUGAUUGGAGAGGGCUAUGGCUCUUUUCAACUCGAUUCAGAUAGUCUAGCUCGAUUGGAUCGAUUCCAACACCGCACGGCUUUUACAUUCGCAACUGGCCGAGUUCGUGAGCUCUAUCAAAACGACGUAAUCAGAAUCGCUUUAGCAUUGAGGCUUAUCAUUGGUCCAAAGGAGCUGCGUUGCUUAAUCAGGAAGCUUACAAGGCCAAUACUGCCCCAGGAUCGUGAUGCUCUUUGGGCUGCUGCGGCCUUGUUAGGAAUCGCUAGUGUGACCUCUAUUGAGGCAUCAAAUCCACGGGAGGCGUGGCCACUUAAAUCAUACGAUCCUAACGAUCUUGACUGA